Messenger RNA from Linum trigynum, 2482 nucleotides. The record is from the annotation of a GenBank genome assembly. Lineage: Eukaryota; Viridiplantae; Streptophyta; Magnoliopsida; Malpighiales; Linaceae.
ACGUAGUUAUAGUUGACCCUUAACAAAAAUACAUGCAACUAAGACAAUUAUCUUACGAAUAGUAUAGAAGUAUUCACCUAACAAAAAAUUAUGACAAUGAUAUGGGUUAAUGAAUUGUUGUGUUUGUGUAAAAUGACUUAGUCUCUUAGCAAUUAUCAUAGGCUGGAAAUGACCUUCCUUUCAAGUUUUCAUUCAUCAUAAUGUAUGAAAUUUAUCUAAAUUAGGCGUCCAUAUGUUGUGGUCUAGACUUUACAUAUACAAAUAUACACUACAUGAGCAAUAUUGAGCUUUAUAUUUUAUGAGUCUAAAAGGGAUGAACGUUAACUCUUGAGUGGUUAUGCAAAGUAUUAUGUGUAUAUAAUAUAUGUUAGAUAUAUGACUAAUUACUUAACUGGUUAAUUUGGUUUGACUGGUUAGGAGUGUCUGAAACCAAACCAAACCACCUAAACCAAACAAGCUAAAAACUUUAACCAAACCAAACCAAUUAUCCAAAUUAACCAAACCAAAUUAUCCAAAUAGUAUCGGUUAAAACGGUUACCACGGUAACCAAACCGUUUGAACACCCCUAGUUUGCUUUGUCAGACUGUGGCAUAGACUCGAAGCCAUUUUUUCUGUGAUUUUCCAUAUGCUCGUCCAAUUUUACUUGAUAUGCUAUCGGAUAUUACAUGGCCUAUGCAGUGGGAGGAAAUUGUUCCGGAGAUUAUUCCAUCAGGAUAAUAGGCUGAUUGGAGUGUUGUGGAGUUGGUAUGUGCAGCGACGGAUCCAGGACAGAGUAGAGCAUUGGGUCACAUUUGUCAAAAAGGCAAAGAGGGCUAGCUCCCCAAUGUACUCUCAGUUCCUAUUGAUAAGGAAAUGAUAUUUAGUAUAAGCUGUAUUAUUUUUAGGUAGGAGCCUGUAUACGAUUUCAGUGUUCACUGUAGGUUGCUUUGCAGCAAACUUAACUGCUCUGCAGUUGUUUUUAUAGAGAAGCUUGCAGUUGGUCAAGCUUGAGCUUAAUAAUAAUAGAGGCAACAACGAUUACCGAAAAAGAAAGUCACUCACAACAAAGUUUUUUUAACAGCUUGUGUCUGUCAUAUCAAAGUCCAGUCUGAUGUGAAUAUGUGAUACAUUACUUUGUCUUGAAAUCUAGAUAUUUUUCACACGUAUUUUGUCACGAAAACUUGAUAUUGUGAUAUAGUAUUUAUUAGGAUAAUUCAAUUUUGUCAACACAGAAUGGUAGACAAAUCUGUCAUAACUUGUACAUAACAAUCAUUACAAAGUAAGAUAACUAACAUUCAUUAUGUUCCAAAGAAGUGCACAGAGGGGAAAAAAGGUCUUGUCAUUUUAUUCUUUCUUAAAAGGAAAUUAAGGGGUCGUUUGUUCAAAUCCUUCACCAAAUCCAUCAAGCAAACAACCCCUAAAGUUCCGUGACAAAUGCGUGUUACGGCGUCAUCCUUCAACAUAAAAAACUUUGGAUCUUUCUUUAUCUCUGUCUCACACAGAGGACUUAUCUCUCUAGCUUUUCUCUCUGUCCUUCCCCAGCCCUUCCCCUACUGCAGCGCUCCCAGACGCCUUCUGGAUGACUAACUCCUCCUUUUGUUAGAGAUGAUAUUCACCCUCACUAUGAGAUGAUUAGAUCCGUCCUCCAUGAUCUAACUAAUGGCGAGGUUCAAAUCAACCAACUCUUUCACUCUAUAUCCCAUCUACUUAUUAAAAAGCUUCUACAUCCCUUCGAAGAACAGAGAAGACAGUCAUCAGCAACCAUUAAUGCCCUCAGCAAUUGAAGACAUCCAACUACCAAAUCUGAGGAAGAAUACUAAGAAGGAUUUGGCAGAUACAAGUCGCUUCAAACCGCCAUUACUAAGGGACAACAUAUUUCUUGAGCAGCAAAAAGAUUCACAAGUUGUGAAAGUUGUUGAUGUAACCAGAGCAUUAAAUCCCCAACGCUCAUAUUCAGCAAAGAAGAGAAGAGCAACCAAGUAUGAUUAUAAAUUGAUAAGAGCAUACCUUACCUUGCUACUUCCCAACAAGAGAGCAAAGAUCCUUUUCCCUCCUUGUUCUUUGAUCCUUCUCUAUUCUGCUACCCCCUUUCCCCUGAAACUGAACAAUAUGGAUGUUAACGAGCUGAUCAAUCAAGUUGAAGAAUGGGAUCUGGAAAUGCUAUCAAAUGAAAGCAGGGUGGCACACAGGAACACUCUUAUCGGGAAGAUCUCAGAAAGGCCAAUCAGCAAGCGCUCCAUGAUUGGGAUGAUCCACUCAGCCUGAGUCAACUGCCACAUCCCUUCAAAGAACAAAGAAGACAGUCAUCAGCAACCAUUAAUGCCCUCAGCAAUUGAAGACAUCCAACUACCAAAUCUGAGGAAGAAUACUAAGAAGGAUUUGGCAGAUACAAGUCGCUUCAAACCGCCAUUACUAAGGGACAACAGAUUUCUUGAGCCUCAAAAAGAUUCACAGGUUGUGAAAGCUGUUGAUGUAACCAGAGCAUUAAAUCCCCAACGCUCAU